Atta colombica is the source of this 1917-nucleotide messenger RNA. RefSeq names its product protein PDC2-like. Gene Ontology annotation, molecular function: DNA binding. Gene Ontology annotation, cellular component: nucleus. Bases 1 to 1917 code for a protein of 638 amino acids. Lineage: Eukaryota; Metazoa; Arthropoda; Insecta; Hymenoptera; Formicidae. The transcript has 3 exons. The record is from RefSeq and is a predicted model, not a curated record.
AUGAGAGUGUUCAAGAACGAUCUGCUGAGAUGGACCUGUGAGAGACACGCUACCGGCUGUCUCCUUGACAAGCAUCUCCUACGUGACAAGGCCCUCGAGUUAGCCCAUAAGCACGGACUGACCAAUUUUAAAUGUUCUGAGAAAUGGCUAACAUCUUUCCUGAAGAAGUAUGGCUUCUUGUUAAAUUCGAAGAAAUCUUCUGGACCAAUCUUCAAUAAUUACCGUCUCUGGAUCGAUAUGAUGCGAUCCAUCAUCACACAGUAUAAGCAUAAAGAUCUCUUCCAUGUAGAUGAGUUGAUGAUGUAUUCGGACGUUCCACCUAUCGAAAUAUCAGCAUCAAAAAUACGGCAAGAUGAAUCUGAUACGAACUUGGAAAAAACGACAAUACUGUUGUGCUGCAAUGCCUCUGGUACCGAGAAGUUACCACUAUUGAUCUGCGGUUCUUAUCUCGCUGUGAUAAUGGGCAAGGAUCAUGUAUAUAGUCACAGUGAAGACGCCUCGAUAAAUGACAGUCUCUUCAGAGAAUGGUUGAUCCAAUUGAACUAUCUUAUGUCGAACAACGAUCGCAGAAUCCUGCUACUUUUGCAUAGAAAUCGUAUCGACGCUCUUCGAGAUCUCAAACUGAGCAACAUUAAACAUAUCUUUUUUCCUGAUGACUUUCCUCCAACGUUGAGGCCUCUGAAGAGAGAUGUCUUCCAUUUCGUGAAGAUGACUUACAGAAGCAAGUAUGUAGAAGGAAUCAGAGAACGUAGACACCGAUGGAACGUCGAGAACGUAGUGAAAAGCUUGGUGGAAGCGUGGCGGCAAGUUCCGCGUGAUCUCAUUAUCGCCAGUUUUCAGCGCACAAGCUUUCGAACCGACGAUUGCUUACUGGAAAUCCGUUGCGAUGCAUGGGAGGAUCUGGAGACGGGGAUAUCUUUCAGGAAAUUCGUCACAUUCGACGAUUAUCUCACAGCUAAUGCAUCGCAGAAACAGUGCGAGUCUACUAGCAGGAAUCACAAUUAUAAUCUUAGGAUUCGAAUCUCUAAGGAAGCCGAUAAAUUCAACAAUCUGUUCAAUUUUGCUAUCAGUUCAAAGGAAAAAGACUCGAUUGUUGAUUAUGCCUUAGUGAAUAAAAUUUCUAAAAUAACUUAUGAGAAAAAAGAUAUUGAUUGGAAGAGAAGAAACCCGUUAAAGAGAUCGCAUGACAAGGCUCAAUUAAACGAAGAACUUUCUGAGGCUAAGCCCAGCAAUGAAUCAACGUCAAGGGAAAAUGAAGAUAUCGCCAUUAUUUCAAUGUCAGAGAGGCCUUCGAAAGUCGUCGACAUUCAGCUCGAAAGUAUAGCUCGAACUUCUAAAUCCGAUGAUGUCUACUUGACGCAAGCGAGCGAAUCCAGGACAAAUACAGAAUAUAAAAGUGAAUGCGAUAAAACAGUCAACAAUGAGGAGAGAUGUAAAAAUAAUCGAGUAUCGAGCAACGAGCGAUCAAUCGAAUCUCCAAAGGUUGACAAUGUGAAUGAUAACGAUAUCGCGUCGCAACAAGUGUUCAACGAUAUAUCUGCCGUUGAUUCACAAUUAGAUAUAAAGGAGCUAAAUGUGAAAGUGAUUUCCUGCUCUUUCCUGAGAGACGAAGUCGAGGAGGCCGAUCUGGACGGAAAUGUCAAGAAUUCCUCACGGAAGUCGUUGAAAAGACGUUCCGAUGAAUCUCAGAGUAAUACUAGCGAUGAACCAGAGCGGAAAAGAUUGAGAUCUGAUUCUGACUGGAUGAAGCAGUAUGAGACGACGUUCGUCUUCGGUCCGUUUGACGUAGCGCGAACUGUAACUACUGUUUCCGCCGACACAUUCACGAUUAGUGAUAGUGGUGUACCACAAUUGAGACCAAGGCGUUCGUGCGAGACGGAGAGGAGUAUCUUCACUAUAAGUCCCAGGAGAGAUUAA